Messenger RNA from Papilio polytes (common Mormon), 1088 nucleotides. RefSeq names its product transmembrane protease serine 9-like (gene P37k). Gene Ontology annotation, biological process: proteolysis. NCBI's taxonomy places the organism in Eukaryota, Metazoa, Arthropoda, Insecta, Lepidoptera, Papilionidae. The record is from RefSeq and is a predicted model, not a curated record. Gene Ontology annotation, molecular function: serine-type endopeptidase activity.
UGAGCGGGCAUAUAACAGGAGUACGGGCGGGAAAAAUGUGCAUAUCGAAGUUGAUUUUGCCAGGACAAAGUGGAGCACGAGUUAGUGAAAGUGCUGGACAUUCUUUCUCUCUUUCUCUCACGAUUUAACGCACGGAAUACUGGCCGGCGAUACUCACUUGUCUUCCUUAAUCAACUACCGGCCGGAGUGGAAAUCAUGAAUUUGAUAUUCAUUUUGCUAGUCUGCGUCGGUCUAUCGAGCUGUCAGACAACAGAGACGGUGCCUGAAAAUGGACAAGGACGCCUGCCAGGGAGACUCCGGCGGCCCGCUGCAUGUCUUCAACAACAACACCAACACAUGGCAGAUCGCAGGAGUAGUAUCGUGGGGAGAAGGAUGCGCUCGACCUAAGACACCCGGCGUGUACAGCCGCGUCAAUAGAUACCUGACUUGGAUCAAAAGCAACACAAAAGACGCAUGUUAUUGCAACGAGAAAUUCAUUAAAAAAAAUUAACAAACAAUGAUAUAGCAUUGAAUGUGUUAACUUAAAUGAAAUUGCAUAUCCGUCCACAAUGAUGAAACUUGAAUAACAGACUGCCAUUAACAGGAAUAUUUAUUUCUAGGUUGUUCUAGAAAUAAUUUAAAGAAACUAGAAUUAAUUUAUUUAGUGAAAAAGAUCAAUUAGUUAAGUGCUAUAUUUAUUUAGUUCUAAGUUUUCUUUAUUUAUACAUACAUUAUUUAGUAACAGUAAAAGAUUUGUAUAUGAAAUGUUAUUUUACUAAAAAACUUCAAAUCUUUGUAAUAUAAAAGGUGAAUGAAUAAAAAAAUUACUUUACUUUUAUUUCACCUAGUUCAAAAACCCACAAAAAGCAAACAACAUAAUUAUAUGGAUUUUGUUGUAACUGAAGUAUUCAGUAAAUAAACAUUAAGACAAGUUGUUUUUCAUUAUUUAUUGCCCAGAUAUGAUAUAUAAAUACUUAAGUCUACACUUGUAUGUUUUUUACUAUAAUACUCUUUAAUGAACCACUAACAGAGAAAUUCUAAAUGAAAUUAUAAAUAACAUUGAGCAGAAACCAACUAUUAAUUACUACUCAUCUAACUGACUAAAAAAA